AUGUUGCAGUAUCUGGUGUUGGACCAGGAAAACCCUGAAAUUGGCCCCACUAUCCCAGCCGGAACGUGUGAAUCGCCGGCCGCGAAAAGUCACGGAGCAGCAAGGCGAAACGAAGGGAGAAGGAUACCAGCAGCAGCAGGAUACACGGGCAGGGAUUCGGGAGCAGGCGACGUGUCUCUGAAAUAUAUUACCAAGGCUAAAACUGAGGCGAAACAAGAAGAAAUCGCCGGAGCAAAACGGGCUGCCAGCAAGAUGGGAUUACAAAAUGGAAGAUAUCCAGACGGGAUUGACAAAGAUAUUGAAAAAAAGUUAAAAAUAUUUACUUUUUGCGCCAAAUUUGAUCCCAAUGCCACCUACUAUGAGGAGUUCCUAGUGACUCUGUCGUGUGCAGCACGCAAUGCCAGCAAGUAUGUCGUUAUCAAUCUCACGGAAAAAGAGAGGUGCAAGGAUGUGCCGGAGGACACCAGGCCCUGUGCUCCCGAUGGCCUCAAUACCUACAACACCAAUGUGGUCUUCGAUCGUCAAGGUGUCGUAGUGUCCCGCUACCGGAAGGUGCACGUUUUAGGUGAAAACAAAAACAGCACCUACCUUCCGGAAUUGAUCACCUUUGAGACGGACUUUGGGGUCACCUUUGGCCAGUUUAUCUGCUUUGAUAUCCUUUUCUACACGCCAGCCCGCCAGCUUGUCGUAGAGCAGGGUGUCACGGACUUUGUUCUCCCGGCCAUGUGGUACUCACAGCUGCCUUUUCUCACAGCUGUACAAGUCCAAGAAGGUUGGGCCUACUCCAACGAUGUAAACCUACUGGCAGCUGGAGCCAGCAAUCCUUUGAUUGGCAACAGUGGAUCCGGCAUCUACCAUGGACGCAGCGGUGCCCUGACCAGAGUGAUGAGGCAGGACUUGGGAGAACGAACCAUCUAUGUGGCGCAGGUGCCAAAGUACCCACGAAGCAGGUCCGUUCAAAAGCGAGCGAAAAGGGAGACUGCACUGCAAGCGAGGACGCCUCGUCAGGUUGCCAACAGCUCAAGUUACUUGAUGAAACGCGACGACGUGGAAAACUAUGAGACUGAGCUGCUGCAAUUUGACGAGAGAGCCAGCGGCAAUGUUAGCAGGACUCUGUGCCAGGGCAGUUUCUGCUGUCAUUUCGACAUCGCCUGGAGAUCAUCCUUGGUGGCAGAGAACGGCAGCUACUACAGCUACCGACUGGGCACCUACGACGGCUGGCGCACCAACGACACUAUGGACGCCAACUACAUCCGCAACUGUGGGCUGUUUGCCUGCUCUGGACCCACCAUCGGGGACUGUGGACAGUUGCUGGGUUCAGAGGGAGCGGAGCAGCAGACUAGCGUGACCUUUACACGGCUGGCGAUCGGUGUUAUCUACCCGGAAUCGCUGGAGUUUUUGCUUAGUCCCAACUCCCUGCUCAGCAAUCUGCUCCCUCUGGAGCCCAGCCAGUUCGAGUGGUCGCAGCAGAAGCCCUCUGAGAAUAGUUAUCAGCACGAGGUACGCUUUAUCAUGCGAGAACCACUGGAGUUGAGUAAUCUGCUGACCUUUGCUGUUUACGGGAACUACUACGACAACGAGUGCACCUUUGGGGUGGGCAGUGAGGAGGAACAACAGGCCUGCGGUUACAGGAGUAGCUCAAGUCGUAUAGAGACUCUUGGAGGAUUUCAAGCAAUUUCACUGGCUAUCCUGAUACUCGUUUGGUUAAGGAUUUAA
This is a messenger RNA of Drosophila kikkawai, 1716 nucleotides long. Its product is annotated as vanin-like protein 1. Lineage: Eukaryota; Metazoa; Arthropoda; Insecta; Diptera; Drosophilidae. The record is from RefSeq and is a predicted model, not a curated record.